CCGCGCGGAGGUUGCCGCGGUGACGGGCGGCGGGCGCGCCGUGCCCGCGGGAGGGCCGCGCGUCCCGCGGGAGCGAUGGAGCCCAGCCUGGCACGCGUGGAUUACCUGCAGGUGGGAGUCACGGCGCAGAAGACGAUGAGGCUGCUGCCCGCCUCCGGGAAGAAGUCCACGCAGAAGGUGGUUGUUGGAGAUCAGGAUGGGGUCGUUACGUGCUUUGGCAUAAAAAAGGGGGAAGCUGUGCCAGUGUUCAAGACGCUACCAGGACAAAAGAUCUCCAGACUGGAGCUGGGAGGAGCUCUUAAUACACCACAGGAGAAAAUUUUUGUGGCUAUAGGAUCCGAAGUCAGAGGUUUCACAAAAAGAGGGAAGCAGUUUCUUUCCUUUGAAACUAACCUUACUGAAAGCAUCAAAGCUAUGUACAUUUCAGGAGCAGAUCUCUUUCUCUGUGCAAGCUACAUCUAUAACCAUUACUGUGACUGCAAGGACCAGCACUACUUCCUGUCAGGAGAUAAAAUCAAUGAUGUUCUCUGCCUUCCUGUAGACAAAGUGAACUGCAUCACACCAGUGCUUGCAUGUCAGGACAGAGUGCUCAGGGUGUUACAGGGAUCUGAUUUGCUGUAUGAAGUAGAACUUCCUGGACCACCUACUGUUCUUGCUCUGAGCAAUGGAAAUGGGGGUGAUUCUGGGGAAGAAAUUGUGUAUGGGACUUCUGAUGGGAAAUUGGGUGUCACUCAGAUUACUGGUACCAAGGCAAUACCAAGGUGGGAAAUUGGAAAUGAAAAGAAGAGAGGAGGUAUUCUGUGCAUUGAUAGUUUUGACAUUCUGGGAGAUGGAGUUAAGGAAUUACUUGUUGGACGAGAUGAUGGAAUGAUAGAGAUUUAUAGCUUUGAGAGUGCUGAUGAUCCUGUCCUUCGACAUGAUUAUGCUUUAUCAGAGACCAUUGCAUCAAUCCAGGGUGGCUGUGUAGGAAAAGAUGGCUAUGAUGAAAUUCUAGCAGCAACAUACUCAGGCUGGCUGACAGGACUGACUACAGAACCUGUCCAUAGAGAAGUUGGAUCAGGUGAAGAACUUAAAUUAAGUCAAGAAAUGCAGAACAAGAUUUCAUCCUUAAGGAAUGAAUUGGAACAAUUGCAGCUAAAAGUACUUCAGGAACGGGAGAAAUACCAGCAGUCCUCUCACUCCAGCACUGCAGUUUCCUCAGUACCUGCCUUCAGUGUGAAUGACAAGUUCACACUGAACAAGGAUGAUGCCAGCUACAGCCUCAUCUUGGAGGUGCAGACAGCCAUAGAUAAUGUCUUGGUGCAGAGUGAUGUCCCACUAGACUUGCUGGAUGUGGAUAAAAAUUCUGCCGUUGUUAGUUUUAGCAGCUGUGAUUCUGAGCCAAAUAGCAACUUUCUUCUUGCAACUUACAGAUGCCAAGCAAAUACUACAAGACUUGAACUUAAGGUUCGCUCCAUUGAAGGACAGUAUGGGACACUUCAGGCAUAUGUAACUCCCAGAAUCCAACCAAAAACCUGUCAAGUUCAUCAAUAUCAAAUUAAGCCACUUUCACUUCACCAGAGAACUCAUUCUAUUGAUCAGGACAGGCCUAUGAAUACACUGAUUCUCAAAGGCCAGUUCAGUUUUGCUGAAAUUCACUCCUGGGUUGUGUUUUGCUUGCCUGAGGUGCCUGAAAAGACUCCUGCUGGAGAGUGCAUCACCUUUUAUUUUCAGAACACUUUCCUGGGAACACAGCUGGAAAGUACCUACAGGAAAGGUGAGGGAUACUUUAAAUCUGACAACAUCUCUACAAUAUCCAUCCUCAAAGAUGUGUUUUCCAAAGAGGCUACUAAAAGGAAGAUUAAUCUCAACAUGUCAUAUGAUGUAAAUGAAGAAUCUGUGAGGCACACAUUAAAGCUUAUCCACCCUAAAUUAGAGUAUCAGCAGCUGCUGGCCAAGAAGGUUCACUUAAUAGAUGCUUUGAGAGAAUUACAAGUUCAUGAAGGCAACGUGGACUUCUUGCUCCCAAAAUACCGCAGCAUUUUGGAAGAGGCAGAUCAGCUGCUUGAGGAAUACAAGAGACAACCUGCACAUCUCGAGAGGCUUUAUGGUAUGAUCACAGAUCUCUUCAUAGAUAAAUUUAAAUUUAAAGGCACCAAUGUGAAAUCCAGAGUUCCUCUCCUUCUGGAAACUCUGGAUGGCUGUGAUCAAGAUGGAUUGAUCGCUUUUUUUGAUGCUGCCUGACAAGGAAAAAGGAGAGUAAUUUUUCUGGUUUUAACCAAGGCAUUUCAGUAUCAAGUCAAAAACACUUUUACUCUUUUGUUGUACUGUCAGCUCCUAGGUUUUAUUAAUAUUUAUUAUCAUAUUGUAUACAGUAGUAAACUUCAUAUAAGCUGUUGUGUAUGUUAACUGUAUGCAGAGGUUUUAUGUACAGUGUUAAUAGCUCGAGAAAGAUCAGAUGUAAAUACCAAAUAUCCUUUUGGCAAAAAUGUUUUCACUACUGUUUAAGACACUAUGGAAUAGCCUGUCCCCCAGCUGUAAGAAUGGAUGAAGAAACUUGUUUCCAGAGGCUUGGAUGGAUUUGGAAGACAUCUGUGUGUUUCAGCUGUACCUAAUGUAGUUUUUCCUGUUGUGUUGAGAAGGUGGUGUGAGAAUUUCACCAGACUUAAUGUAGCUGGUGUGUGCAGAGUGGGGAGAGAUCCAUUUAAAGCCACAUUUGUUUAGUAAUGGAUGGCAUUAAACUUCCUCAGUGCUUCUCCA
Molecule: messenger RNA, 2739 nt
Organism: Lonchura striata (white-rumped munia)
Lineage: Eukaryota; Metazoa; Chordata; Aves; Passeriformes; Estrildidae
Gene: BBS7
Product: Bardet-Biedl syndrome 7
Biological process (GO): intracellular transport; intracellular protein localization; non-motile cilium assembly
Cellular component (GO): neuron projection; axoneme; ciliary basal body
Molecular function (GO): protein binding
Source: RefSeq, a predicted model, not a curated record